This is a messenger RNA of Juglans regia (Persian walnut), 1689 nucleotides long. Its product is annotated as laccase-14-like. The record is from RefSeq and is a predicted model, not a curated record. Gene Ontology annotation, biological process: lignin catabolic process. The coding region runs from base 1 to 1689 and encodes 562 amino acids. NCBI's taxonomy places the organism in Eukaryota, Viridiplantae, Streptophyta, Magnoliopsida, Fagales, Juglandaceae. Gene Ontology annotation, molecular function: copper ion binding; hydroquinone:oxygen oxidoreductase activity. Gene Ontology annotation, cellular component: apoplast. The transcript is spliced from 7 exons.
AUGAGAUUGAAGAAUCUAGGUUUGGUCCUAGGAUUUCUAGGUUUUUGGCUUCUGUAUGGGGUGUCCUUUUGCAUCGCAUAUGAUGUCCACCACUACAGCUUCAUUCUGAAGGAGACAAAUUUCACAAGGCUGUGUGAAGAGAAGACUAUUCUUACUGUAAAUGGCAUGUUUCCUGGCCCAACAAUUCGUGUCCGCAAAGGCGAUAGGGCAUUUGUUAACGUUCACAACCAUGCAGAUUAUGGUGUCACUAUUCACUGGCAUGGAGUGAAGCAACCAAGAAAUCCAUGGUCAGAUGGACCGGAGAACAUCACACAAUGCCCCAUCAAACCAGGAAAAAACUUCACCUAUGAGGUCAUCUUUUCUGAUGAAGAAGGAACUCUUUGGUGGCACGCCCAUAGCAACUGGACACGUGCCACAGUCCAUGGAGCCAUUAUUAUUUACCCUGAUGUGGGAGUAACCCCAAAUUAUACAUAUAAUGCAGAAGAAGUCAUUAUACUCGGAGACUGGUAUAAGGAAAACUUGACAACAUUAGUGAAUGCAGCUGCAGCAGUCGGCAUUGAUCCAAACGUAUCAGAUUCUUAUACCAUCAAUGGCCAACCAGGAUAUCCAAAUAAUUGCUCCACCGAAACAACGUAUGCUCUACCGGUCCAAGAGGGCAAUACGUAUCUUCUUCGAAUUGUAAAUGCGGUGAUGAAUACAGAGAUGUUCUUUGGGAUCGCAAAACACAACCUCACAGUUGUUGGACAAGAUGGUGCAUAUACAAGCAAGUUUGACACUAGUUACAUAAUGAUAACCCCAGGACAAACAAUGGACGUCCUGCUCACAGCAAAUCAGUCUCCGGCCGAUAACUAUUACAUGGCUGCUAGUUCAUUCGCAGCUUCCGAUGCCCCUUACGAUGAAACCAACACUUCAGCUCUUGUCGUGUACAAUAAUUCUCCAUCCUCUAUUCUCUAUCCGCAACUCCCUUUACCCAAUAAUACAAAUGCUGCAAUCAGCUUCACAAGUCAAAUAAAGAACUCAGAAUCGGUUAAUCUCCAAGAAGGAUUUGAUGAAAGAAUCAUUAUUACAGUUUCUGCAAAUCAAUUGCCUUGUGAUCUUGAUAAAUGUGACGGUCCACAGGGUAACAAACUAUCUACAAGCUUAAACAACGUAAGUUACGUGUCAACAAGUAUUGAUAUAUUGCAGGCAUACACCAGAGGCUUGCUUGGCACUUAUGAAGAGUUACCUCAUAACCCUCCAUUUCCUGGCACUAACUGGACAAACAUUGAGAGGGAUGAUCCGGAAUAUAUAUUUCCAAGCCAAGGGACGAAGGUUUUGACGAUAGAUUAUGGAAAAUCUAUUGAAAUAGUGUACCAAGGAACUAGUAUUGGGAAUCCGGAGAACCAUCCAUUGCAUCUUCAUGGUUAUAGCUUCUACGUGGUCGGGACGGCUUCUGGAAACUUUACCGAAGAGGCCUAUAAAGAAAAUCUCAAUUUGGACAAUCCACCUAAAGUUAACACUGUUGGAGUUCCUAAAAGCGGUUGGAUUGCCAUUAGAUUUGUUGCUAAUAAUCCAGGGGUGUGGUUUAUGCACUGUCAUUUUGAAAGGCACGUCACCUUGGGCAUGGCCACUGUCCUCAUAGUGAGGAAUGGGACAACCGAGGAAACAAGCCUGCUGCCGCCUCCAGUUGGUUUGCCGGAGUGUUCAUAG